GUCAAAAUUUGUGUUUUGGACUUGAAUGUCAAAGAGGUUAUUUAAUUUUCAACUUGAUUUUUCUAUUUAUUUUAGCGCUGUAGGAAGUUUAAAAGUGUUUGUGAAUGAUCUACUACACCAAAAAAUAAAACCAUCGGACAAUCCCAAUGUUCUUCCUAAAAUUAUAACAUCUGCUGGUAAGUGGUGCUCUCAAAAACAAAUCAAAACAAUAGCAACAAAAUCGCGAAAUGGCAACGAAAUUCGACGCGGCUGCUUACAAUUUUCGUAAAAAAUGUCCGUACAUAAGCAAGGAUUUGCUCAGGUGGUUCCCCGGCCACAUGAACAAGGGUCUAAAGCAAAUGCAGCGCAAGUUAACGAGCGUAGACUGUGUCAUCGAAGUUCACGACGCUAGAAUACCCUUCACUGGCAGAAAUCCCAUAUUUACGAAGACCGUAACAGGUGCUAAACCCCACAUAUUGGUCCUGAAUAAAAUGGAUCUGACUAUGAAGUCGUUAAUUCCCAAAAUAAAAGACCAGUUAAAAGCAGAACAAAAUAUAGAACAUGUAGUGUAUACGAACAGUAAAGACCAACAUUGCCUUGGAUUAAAGAUGUUGAGGCCUCUCAUGGUCGACCUGAUCAAAAAUUCAAAUAGAUACAAUAGGACAGAAGAGUCAGAUUACAAUGUAAUGAUCAUCGGAGUGCCAAAUGUUGGGAAAUCAUCGUUGAUAAAUAUGAUGCGGUCGAAAAACAUGAGUGUAAGACAUGCCUUACCUGUAGGAGCAGUGGCUGGGGUGACUAGAAGUCUGAUGACCAAAAUGAGGAUCAAUAAUGACCCUACUAUAUUCAUGUUGGAUACACCUGGUAUCCUGGAGCCCUCCGUAACUGAUAUUGAGGCAGGUCUGAAGCUAGCGUUGUGUGCGUCGCUGCAAGACCACCUGGUCGGGGAGGAGGCCAUCGCGGACUACCUGCUGUACUGGCUCAACAAGCACGGCAAGUUCAAGUACGUGGACUACAUGGGACUCCUGGAGCCUUGUGAUGAUAUCCACCAGGUGUUAUUCUCGGGCGCGCGCAAGAUGAACCGCGUGCGGCGCGUGCGCGACUUCGACGGCAGCACGCGCGACGUGCCCGAUCUGACCGAGGUGGCACGCACCAUGAUCAAGGCCUUCCGCACAGGCGAGCUGGGCCGCGUGCUGUUGGAUGUAGACUUGUUGAAGAACCACCCGAGUCACGCUAGCCGUAGCACGAGGCAGAUGGCGUAGCACGAGGCAGAUGGCGUAGCACGAGGCAGAUGACGUAGUAACGAGACAGAUGACGUAACAACGAGGCAGAUGGCGUAACAAGAGGCAGGUGCCGUAGCUCAGGACUCGGCAACGUUUUGAUGUGGGAGCGCGGCGAGACAAAUGGCGUAGUUCAGUGCUGCAAACUAACCUUUUGAGGUAAAGAGCCAAUAGUAACAAUUUACAAAAAUACAGUUUGUAAGACCACAAAAAUGUUUUAUAUUUGAUGACCUGUGGCGUAGAUGGAGUAGUUCAGGAUUUUAGCUAAACGUUUGAUAGACAGGUCUUUGGGUAACAGGGUCCCAUACUGUCCAAUAUUAUUGUCAAAAUCCUAAAUAUACUAAACUCAAUCCGUUAAUAUUAGCCUAUCGUACGGGACUUCCCACUUCUCGUUCCCACCGCUACAACUCCUGUGUAGGCAGGAUCUACAGUUAGACCGCCAAUAAAAACCUAACCAGUA
Molecule: messenger RNA, 1716 nt
Organism: Ostrinia furnacalis (Asian corn borer)
Lineage: Eukaryota; Metazoa; Arthropoda; Insecta; Lepidoptera; Crambidae
Product: mitochondrial GTPase 1
Exons: 4
Coding region: 228-1238 (336 amino acids)
Biological process (GO): mitochondrial translation
Cellular component (GO): mitochondrion
Molecular function (GO): GTPase activity; GTP binding
Source: RefSeq, a predicted model, not a curated record